AUGCCGACGUCAAAAGAGCCUGUCAAGGAAGACAGCACCUGGCGUCAGCGCUCGGAAAUCGAAUCAAUGGCAGAGUUAUCCCCGCAGCUAGAGAAGGAGCUUGAGAGACUGGACAAGGAAUUGUGGAUCUCGAGUGAGAAGCUGAAAGAAAUAGUGCGGCGCUUUCAGGAGGAGCUUGACGAAGGCCUUGCGAAAGACGACCAAAAUAUUCCCAUGAACGUGACAUGGGUGCAUUCCCUGCCUACGGGCAAAGAAAAGGGCACCUUUUUGACCAUCGAUUUGGGAGGCACCAACCUACGUGUAUGUAAAGUGACGCUACACGGUGAAACGACAAAGGAUAAUAAUAAAAGAUACGAGAUUGACCAGGAACAAUACAAGUUCCCCAACUCCAUCAAAUCCACCCACGCUGACGAGCUCUGGACGCACGUGGCCGAGAAGCUGGAGGACUUCAUCGAAAACAAGGGCCUGGCGAAAGAGUACAACGACAAGAAGAAAAUGCCCCUCGGAUUCUGCUUCAGCUACCCGGCAAUGCAAGACCGUAUCGACCAUGCCGUACUACAGCGCUGGACCAAGGGCUUUGAUAUCGACGGUGUAGAAGGCCACGACGUAGCCGAUCAGCUGCGCGCUAAGAUCGAGGAAAGGAAAUUACCACUGGACCUUAUCUGCGUUAUUAACGACACUGUCGGCGCAAUGGUUGCUUCCGCCUACAAUGACCCUGCCACCAUCAUCGGCGGCAUCUUCGGAACUGGAUGCAAUGCCGCGUACAUGUCCUCUAUCUCCUCCAUUAAAAAGCUCUCACCCGACGAUGAAAGACUGAAAGACAAAAAUGGGAACACGAGACCCCGGAUGGCAAUAAAUUGCGAGUACGGCGCUUUCGACAACGCACGCAAGGUGCUUCCGUUGACGAAGUACGAUGUACAAAUUGACGAGGAAAGCCCUAGGCCCGGGCAGCAGAUGUUUGAGAAGUUAUCUGCGGGUCUGUACCUGGGGGAGAUCUUUCGAUUGAUUCUGGUGGAACUUACGGAUCGGGGGCUUAUCUUUGUGGAUCAGGAGAAAAAUGGCAAUGGGAAAUUGCGAGAGGGAUACUCAAUCGACACAGGCUUCCUCUCACAGAUUGAGAACGACGAGACUAAGGACUUCGCCGAUACUCGGGCCAUGUUCAAGGAUGUGCUCGGAUUGGAUGUCGCGGACGAGGAAUUGGACGUCUUCCAGCGAGUAGCGAAACUCAUUGCAGUCAGAGGCGCGCGGUUGUGUGCUUGUGGCGUUGCGGCGAUUUGCUUGGAGGAAGGAAUUACGAAAGGGCAUGUCGCUGCGGACGGCAGCGUAGCAAACAAGCAUCCGCACUUCAAGAAGAGGUGGGCAAAGGCGCUGGAUCAGAUAUUAGGGUUUGACAGUGUAGGCGAGGACCAAGAUCCUAUCGUCAUCACAAGUGCAGAUGAUGGAUCUGGAGUGGGCUGUGCGAUCAUAGCGGCUAUGGAGAUGGAGGAUAGAUUGCAAUGGCAGGCUGUGUGA
Messenger RNA from Paraphaeosphaeria sporulosa, 1512 nucleotides. RefSeq lists its product as uncharacterized. The record is from RefSeq and is a predicted model, not a curated record. NCBI's taxonomy places the organism in Eukaryota, Fungi, Ascomycota, Dothideomycetes, Pleosporales, Didymosphaeriaceae. Gene Ontology annotation, molecular function: glucokinase activity; mannokinase activity; ATP binding. Gene Ontology annotation, cellular component: mitochondrion; cytosol. The transcript has 2 exons. Gene Ontology annotation, biological process: glucose 6-phosphate metabolic process; glycolytic process; intracellular glucose homeostasis. The coding region runs from base 1 to 1512 and encodes 503 amino acids.